AUGUUUGUUCAAAUUCUGUUGAGUUUGGUAGGUUUUAGAUAGUUUUGGUAGCUAUUAGUUACUGUAGGAAAGAGGAAGUUAUAAUAAAGUUUUCUAUUGACAAGGAGAGUACCCAACCUGCAACUCUCAGAAUUAGCUCAAAAUUUUAAUACAGAUUGUUUGUAGUACCAGUAGCACAUAUAAAAAAUCUUAGCUUGCGGUUUUAAGUUUUAAAAUUAAUAUUUUAAAUUUUCCGCCAAUUUGGAAAAUUUGGCAUUGUGUCGCAAGCACUUUUUUUGAUGUUCCAGAUAAGAUAGGCUUACAAAUGAAAUGUAGCCAAAUUAACUUUUUAUUUUUUUUAGAUUUUCAUCUCAUUUAUAAGUGCAUGGGAUGCUCUAGAUACAGUAUACCCUUUAAAAGAACCUUUGAAAGUGGGUCAAAAUCUGACAGUAGGUGUCCAUCCCCAUGGAGAGAAAAGUUUUGGAGUUGAUUAUCUAAUUAAUUACAAAGAUGAGAUCAUAUUCCACAUGCACUGCUACUAUGGGGAAGGCGUUAGUCCUUACACAACGGUUAUUGCCUACUGUAAAGAUGAGACCCAUCAAUAUACUUCUGAGAUUGAAGUCAAGACAAUGUACAUUGACCAGGAAAACGUUUUCCAAAUUUCGUAUGAAAGCAAAGACCAAAUUCGAUACAACAUUAAUGGAGAAGAGUUUGUAUUCGACAUCAAGAUUGAUAACGGUCAAGAUAUUAUCGCAUUUUCGGCUGUUAGGAGCCCUAAUGUCACUUUUGUGAGGCAAGACUUUUAG
Messenger RNA from Bursaphelenchus okinawaensis, 785 nucleotides. Lineage: Eukaryota; Metazoa; Nematoda; Chromadorea; Rhabditida; Aphelenchoididae. The record is from the annotation of a GenBank genome assembly.